CCUCUAUGGUGGGGUUGAAUAUCAGUGGGCUAAAGUACUGGGGUUUUUCAAUUUCCAGUUAUUGAACUUGUUCUGGGCUUUCACUGUUUCAAGAUUUCUUGUGGGAAUUUGAACUUUUGUUUCUUGGCAUCUGCAAGCUGAGAUUAAAAGGGGAAGAAUGUCGUCUUCUCAACGUGGUCAGUCUUCUAUAAAUUCUGCGAGAUCGAGACAUAGUACUAGGAUAAUUGCGCAGACGUCCAUAGAUGCUAAACUCCAUGCAGAUUUUGAAGAAUCGGGUAGUUCAUUUGACUACUCCAGCUCGGUUCGUGUGACGAAUGUCCCUAGUGGAGACCAGAGACCUAAGUCCGACAAAGUCACUACUGCUUACCUCCAUCAAAUACAGAAAGGCAAGCUGAUCCAGCCAUUUGGUUGUCUAUUGGCCCUUGAUGAGAAAACUUUCAGAGUAAUUGCCUAUAGUGAGAAUGCUCCAGAAAUGCUUACAAUGGUCAGUCAUGCUGUUCCAAGUGUGGGUGAUCACCCGGUUCUUGGCAUUGGAUCUGAUAUCAAAGCUAUUUUUACUGCUCCUAGCGCUGCUGCGUUGCAGAAAGCACUGGGAUUUGGUGAGGUUUCUCUGUUGAACCCCAUCUUGGUUCACUGUAAAACUUCUGGGAAGCCUUUCUAUGCAAUAAUACACAGAGUCACAGGCAGUCUAAUCAUCGACUUUGAGCCUGUGAAGCCUCAUGAGGUCCCUAUGACUGCUGCUGGGGCCUUGCAAUCUUAUAAGCUCGCAGCAAAAGCUAUAACCCGGUUGCAGGCGUUACCUAGUGGGAGCGUAGAAAGGCUCUGUGAUACAAUGGUGCAAGAAGUUUUUGAACUCACCGGUUAUGACCGGGUGAUGAUUUAUAAGUUUCAUGAUGAUGAUCACGGAGAGGUGUUCACUGAGAUCACAAAGCCUGGCCUUGAGCCUUAUGUGGGCUUGCAUUAUCCCGCUACAGAUAUCCCUCAGGCUGCCCGAUUUUUGUUCAUGAAGAACAAGGUCAGGAUGAUCUGUGACUGUAGAGCUAAUCAUAUAAAAGUGGUUCAAGAUGAGAAGCUUCCAUUUGAUCUGACACUCUGCGGCUCGACGCUCAGAGCCCCACACACUUGCCAUUUACAGUACAUGGAGAACAUGAAUUCGAUUGCGUCUUUGGUGAUGUCUGUUGUUGUCAAUGAGGGAGAUGAGGAGGGCUCUGAUUCUUCGCAUCCAGAAAAGAGGAAAAGGCUUUGGGGAUUAGUAGUUUGCCAUCACACAAGUCCAAGAUUCGUCCCCUUCCCUCUCCGUUACGCAUGCGAAUUUCUUGCCCAGGUGUUCGCCAUCCAUGUUAACAAGGAAUUGGAAUUGGAAAAUCAGAUGCUUGAGAAGAAUAUCCUGCGAACUCAGACCCUUUUGUGUGAUAUGCUGUUGCGAGAUGCACCCUUAGGCAUCGUGUCCCAGAGCCCCAACAUAAUGGAUCUCGUGAAAUGUGAUGGUGCUGCCCUACUAUACAAGAACAAGAAGUAUCGGUUGGGAUUAACACCGACCGACUUUCAGAUCCGAGAUAUAGUUUCAUGGCUUGAUGAGUACCACAGGGACUCCACGGGUUUGAGUACAGACAGCUUAUACGAUGCCGGUUUUCCAGGGGCUCUGGCUCUUGGUGAUGCUGUCUGCGGUAUGGCAGGUGUCAAGAUAAGUGAUAAGGACUGGCUUUUCUGGUUCAGGUCACACACUGCUGCGGAAAUUCGUUGGGGUGGUGCUAAGCAUGAACCUGGUGAAAAGGACGACGGAAGGAAGAUGCAUCCAAGGUCGUCAUUCAAAGCAUUCUUAGAAGUUGUGAAGACAAGAAGUUUACCUUGGAAAGACUAUGAGAUGGAUGCAAUCCACUCGUUGCAGCUUAUUCUAAGAAAUGCGUUCAAAGAGGCUGAGGUUAAGGAGUCAGACACUAACACAAUUCAUACAAGGCUGAAUGAACUGCAAAUCGAUGGUAUACAGGAGCUCGAAGCAGUGACAUCUGAGAUGGUCCGCCUGAUUGAAACUGCUUCCGUGCCUAUCUUAGCAGUUGAUGUAGAUGGUCUUGUGAAUGGCUGGAAUACCAAAAUCGCUGAUUUAACAGGUCUUCCUGUUAACGAAGCAAUUGGCAGGCAUUUUCUUGCACUCGUUGAAGAGUCUUCAGCUGAUACAGUGAGUAAGAUGUUGGAAUUGGCACUUCAAGGGAAAGAAGAAAGAAAUGUACAAUUUGAGAUCAAAACCCAUGGGCCAAGGAGUGAAUCUGGUCCAAUCAGCUUAGUUGUGAACGCUUGUGCGAGCAGGGAUGUGAAGGAGAACGUCGUGGGAGUAUGUUUUAUUGCUCAGGAUAUAACAGCCCAGAAGAGCGUGAUGGACAAGUUCACAAGAAUUGAAGGAGAUUAUCGAGCUAUCGUACAAAAUCCUAACCCGUUAAUCCCACCUAUAUUUGGGACAGAUGAGUUUGGCUGGUGUUCUGAGUGGAAUGCAGCCAUGACAAAAAUAUCCGGAUGGCGUAGAGAUGAUGUGAUCAAUAGAAUGCUUCUGGGUGAGGUCUUUGGGAUAAAUAGAGCUUGCUGCCGUCUGAAAAAUCAAGAGGCUUAUGUGAACCUCGGUAUCGUACUCAACAAUGCGGUCACUGGCCAAGAUUCUGAAAAAAUACCAUUCGGUUUUUUCUCAAGGAGCGGGAAAUACGUGGAGUGCCUACUUUGUGUCAGCAAAAAGUUGGAUGCGGAGGGUGCAGUAACUGGACUCUUCUGCUUCCUGCAGCUGGCCAGUCAAGAGCUCCAACAAGCACUUCACAUUCAACGAUUAUCAGAGCAAACUGCACUGAAGAGAUUGAGAGUCUUAGCUUAUAUUAGAAGGGAGAUCCGGAACCCUCUUUCCGGGAUUAUAUUUUCUCGGAAGAUGAUGGAGGGAACUGACCUGGACGAUGAGCAGAAAAACCUUCUGCGCACUAGUCUUUGCUGUCAACGUCAGCUAAACAAAAUUCUCGAUGAUACAGAUCUUGAUCAUAUAAUUGAAGGGUACUUGGAUCUGGAGAUGGUGGAGUUCAAUUUGCCUGAAGUCUUGAUUGCUGCGAUUAGUCAAGUCAUGAUGAAAAGCAAUGGAAAGGGUAUUAUGAUAGUCGAUAAUUUGGCUCCAAAUCUCUCUAGCGAAACACUAUAUGGAGACAGUUUGAGGCUUCAGCAAAUCCUAGCGGCAUUUUUGCUAAUAUCAGUCACUUACACUCCAAGCGGGGGCCAGCUUGGCGUUGCAGCCUCGUUGACGAAAGAUUCUAUAGGCGAAUCAGUUCAGCUUGGCCAUUUGGAGUUCAGGAUGACACAUACGGGUGGAGGUGUACCGCAAGAAUUGUUGAACCAAAUGUUUGGGGACGAGGCGGACACGACUGAGGACGGGAUCAGCCUCUUCAUCAGUAGAAAGUUGGUGAAGCUUAUGAACGGAGACGUUCAGUAUCUGAAGGAGGCGGGACGAUCCACUUUCAUCAUCUCUGUUGAACUCGCCAUAUCUAGUAAGCACAAUGCCUAAAUGUACUCCUUUGUACGUUCCACAGUUGUUUCUCACUGUUGCUUUUCUCUUUUUGCUUGGGGUGCGGCAAAGCCGUGUUGUUUUUCUGCUGUAAUUAUGUGAACUUAUGUUCUUGCCGAUGUUGUAACUUGGUGCUUUUAUAGCUCAAGAACAAUGCUUCAUCAAUCAACUUCUGUCUGUUGGUCUUGGUUCAUUAA
Sesamum indicum (sesame) is the source of this 3723-nucleotide messenger RNA. RefSeq names its product phytochrome A (gene PHYA). Gene Ontology annotation, biological process: red, far-red light phototransduction; regulation of DNA-templated transcription; protein-tetrapyrrole linkage. Lineage: Eukaryota; Viridiplantae; Streptophyta; Magnoliopsida; Lamiales; Pedaliaceae. Gene Ontology annotation, molecular function: phosphorelay sensor kinase activity; protein homodimerization activity; photoreceptor activity. The record is from RefSeq and is a predicted model, not a curated record.